GCGCUUCUCAGUAUCAAGAUGUUACCUUUAGCUAUUGGAGUUGUGCUGGUCGGGGCUGUUUAUGUAAUUUUGGUAAACAGUUUAUUUAGGAAAUCUAAAUGUUCAGGUGUGAGAGAAAUUAGUGAUAAAACCGUCAUCAUUACUGGUGGAAAUACUGGUAUUGGAAAAGCCACAGCAAUGGAGCUGGCAGGUAGAGGAGCACGUGUGAUUCUGGCCUGCAGGAACCGUCAAAAAGCAGAGGCUGCCAUCAGUGAUAUUAAAACGGUUACUGGGAGUAAUAAUGUCGUGUACAUGCAGCUUGAUCUUAGCAGUUUAAAAUCGGUGCGUUCCUUCGCUGAGACCUUCCUUAAAACUGAAUCCAAACUGGAUCUUCUCAUUAACAAUGCAGGUCUUGUAGCAGACGGUCGAACUGAAGAUGGUUUUGGUAUCGAGUUUGGUGUCAACCAUCUUGGGCAUUUUCUGUUAACCUGUCUGUUGCUGGACAGACUGAAGGAAAGUCCAGGAGCCCGUGUGAUCACCGUGUCCUCCUUAGCUCAUCGCUGGGGCAAAAUAGACUUCGAUGGGCUGGUCACCAACAAAGACCUGGGUACUGGGAGAUACAGCUGGCAGUUCUUUCAGGCAUACUGCAACAGCAAGUUGUGUAACAAUCUUUUCACCCAUGAGCUUGCCAAGAGACUUAAGGGCACCAAUAUUACCUGCUACAGUGUUCACCCCGGCAUCGUGAAAACCGAGCUCUCCCGUCACGUCAGUCUCUGGCAGAAGGUUUUCAUUGAACCUGUAUCCUGGCUGCUGUUUCUAGACCCAACCACUGGUGCGCAAACUACACUCCACUGUGCGCUACAGGAGGGCAUCGAGCCUCUGAGCGGGCGCUACUUCUCCUGCUGUGCUGUGCAGGAAGUCGGUGCCAAAGCCAAAGACAAUGCUGUAGCCAAGAGGUUGUGGGAAGUGAGUGAGAAAUUAUGUGGGCUUUCCCACUAAACCCUAAAAGUGGGUGAAGUGGCAGCUUAUGAAACAUGAACCGACAUCAGUCAGAUUUAUGAUCAAAUGUAAACAUGAUUUUUUUUGUUUAAAUCUGUUAAUGAUCUGAUGGAUGAAGUUGAAGGCUGCAUGUAA
Messenger RNA from Trichomycterus rosablanca, 1113 nucleotides. It is a transcript of the gene dhrs13a.2, whose product is annotated as dehydrogenase/reductase (SDR family) member 13a, tandem duplicate 2. The record is from RefSeq and is a predicted model, not a curated record. Lineage: Eukaryota; Metazoa; Chordata; Actinopteri; Siluriformes; Trichomycteridae. The transcript has 5 exons. Bases 19 to 978 code for a protein of 319 amino acids.